ACAGUGACAAUGCCACUUUCGGUACGGACUGUUCUGGUUACCGGUGCAUCUCGUGGAAUAGGACUGGAAUUUGUAAGGCAACUACUAAAGCUCACACCACCACCAGAAGUAGUGAUAGCUGCGUGUAGAAAUCCAGCAUCUGCAGGAAAAUUACAAGAAAUCGCUCAAACGAAUGCUAAUGUUAAAAUUAUAAAAUUAGAUAUUGAAAAAGACGACGACCUAGAAUCAGCUUUUCAGGAAACAAAAAAUGCUGUUGGUGAUAAAGGAUUGAAUUUGCUAAUCAACAAUGCAGGAAUUUUUGACAAAAAUCAAACAGGAACUUUAAGUACUUUGACUAGAGAACUAAUGCAGCAUCACUUUAAUGUUAAUGUUUCUGGGCCAUUAGUGGUAACACAAAAGUUCCUUCCCCUGAUCACUCAAGCAGCCUCUCAAGAUAGUUCAAAAGGUUUCAGUGCCAGCAGAGCUGGGAUAUUGAUGCUUUCUUCUGCAAUGGGAUCUCAAGAGAGGACAUUUACUCAAGGCCAUGGAGUUGGUCUUCAUUACAAAUGCUCCAAAACUGCUCUGACCAUGGCAGCUAUCAUGAUUUCCAGAGAGCUUAAGGAUUCUGGUAUUCUUGUUUUAGCUCUACACCCAGGAUGGGUACGCACAGACAUGGGCUCGGACCAGGCACCUGUUUCCCCUGAAGAUAGUGUCAGUGGAUUGUUGGAUGUUGUAGGCAAAGCAGGGGAAGAUUUAAAUGGUAAAUUGGUAACUUUUGAUGGGGAAGUUUUACCAUACUAGUAUUUAGGGAAGCAUUUAGGUUUAAACAUAUGCAAUGUUUUAUUUUCUUUUAUUGUUGAUUGGCAGUCAUUGGAAGAAUGUAAACAGAAAAAUCAUUUUUAAAAUGUAUAAAAGCACUUUUAUACUUUUAGUGGGUGCCUUAAUAUCUGUUUCCUUAGUUUCUUCUUCAUACUUAGCAAUUAUAUUCAUAAUCUUACUUAAUGGGUAAAAGGUGUUUAUAGUAUUUAUACAGGUAAAAUGUUUUGAAUUUUUAAAACUUUUCUUGUAAUUCUUGUUUCAUUUUUGUUUGUUAUAUUAACAUUAUUUGCUAUUAUGUUUACUCUUUUUUGUAGGUGGAUAAAUUUUAUUUUAAAAUUGUAAAAUUAAAUUACAUUUUAGACAAUUUUAACUUCAGGAAAUGUUUUGGAAACUUAGAGAAUGGAAAUUAAGCCUAAUUUAACAUAUUUUUUGUGAUUGGCUCGUACACACAAUUUACUCAGAUUUUAAAGCAUUUUAACCUUUGGUUGAUUUUAUUGAAUUGGUGCAUUUCUGUGGUACUAUACAAUACCAUAUGGGACAGCGUGGUGUAAGCAGUAGAGCGCUGGGCUGCUAACCCAAAAGUCUCAAGUUAGAACCCGGGUCCAAGUCAGUACAACAUCCCUGAGUCCACCCAGUUCUGAUGGGUACUUAACUCUUGUUAGGAAAAGUAUUGAUGGCUGGGCAAAGCGCUGGCCGCACCUUCCCUUCAUAUGCCGAGGUUAAGAAACAUGAUCUCUUCCUCGUCUUCCCAAAGCAUCGCUAGUUGUAAAGAGGAUUCUUGUAUUUUUAAAUACAAUACCGUAGGUGCAUUAUAAAAUGGUAAUACCAAGAGCCUAUGUUUUUGUUUUUACAAACAUUUGUACAUAGAGCGAGUCACUGGUUGUUAAGUCAAGCAUCAUUAUUUGACUAUAAAAGGCAUUAAACCAAAUUAAAAAUACUUCUUAAGGUGCAGAUUUUUUCUUGAUGACUUUUAUGAUUGUGAUAUUGCAAAUUCACCCAAUAAUCAUUGGUUGAUUUCUAUUUCUUCCAUUUCAUCAGCAUUAUUCCUUAUACAAUUGAUUGUUGAAGUUUAACUCCUUAGCAAACAACUGUACAUUCAAUUUAUCUUAUGGAAUUUAUUUUCAUUAUUUAUUUCUUCAUGAAGUGCAUUCUUAUUAGCAUAAUCUUUUGAGUUUCUCAAGACAGCAAUUAUUUAUAAGAUGCAAUUCAUCUUUGAAAACUGCAGUUUCCUGGUUACUAGUCAAUAAAUAGAUGUUAUAAUUUGAUGUAUGUCUGUACAAGCAGUUAAAGUAAAGCUUUAAUCAGAUUAUAUUUGUCCAAUGCCUUACAUAUUUUUUACAUAUUAAUUUUUUUAAUAAUGUAUGUUAAUGGAAAUAAAUGCAUUUUGUUAUUCAAGUAAAACUUAUUCUGAAAAAUAAAUCUUAAAA
Molecule: messenger RNA, 2225 nt
Organism: Physella acuta
Lineage: Eukaryota; Metazoa; Mollusca; Gastropoda; Physidae
Cellular component (GO): cytoplasm
Molecular function (GO): oxidoreductase activity
Source: RefSeq, a predicted model, not a curated record